This is a messenger RNA of Zasmidium cellare ATCC 36951, 1278 nucleotides long. RefSeq lists its product as uncharacterized. The record is from RefSeq and is a predicted model, not a curated record. NCBI's taxonomy places the organism in Eukaryota, Fungi, Ascomycota, Dothideomycetes, Mycosphaerellales, Mycosphaerellaceae. The transcript has a single exon. Bases 1 to 1278 code for a protein of 425 amino acids.
AUGCGCUCUUUCGAAUCGCCGCGUCUACGACGAACGGCCGUCUUUGCAAUCGUGAUUUCCGUACUCUUUCUCCUGCAUUUAUGCGACGACUAUGCCAACAUCACGCCUCUGUACUGGCAGUCGGCACAAUUGAAAGGGGGACGAUCAUGGGAUAUAGCACCCAUCGAGCCUUACUGGGAGUGGAACUACACAACCGACGCGAACAAUCUCCUCCUCACGCAUACGCAUUGCGAGCAAGCAUUCCACGGCCUCUUCAAGCCUAUCGACCAGAGCGUGCGUCGCCACCGAGCACCUUACAAUAAGGUGAAACUAAGCGACCUCGACCAAGUCUCUGGCACCAAAGGCGUCGUGCGGGCGAUGAUCUACGACCAACAAUUGUACGUCAUCAGCACAGCCGGCUCGAUAUCCAAACGCUCGCUGGAGGUCCUGGCUCAAAUCAACCGCGCUUUGGUGACGAGCCCCGAGGAAGUAGCGAACAUCGAGUUCACGUUCACAACCGAGGAGAGAUCCUCACACUACUCUCGCUCCUCAGCAUCCGCGAAGACAUGGGCCUUCGCUCGAGCACCCACAGACCACAAGACUUGGCUCAUGCCCGACUACACCUCCUUCAGCUGGCCUGAAGCAGGACCCAUCGAGUCAUUCCACGAUGCACGCCGCAGAGCCGAAGCCAUCGACACCAUCGACUGGGAACAAAAGAAACCCCAUCUCCACUGGCGCGGCAGCACAUCCAGCAUAUCACAACACCCUGACUUCCUCUCCUCCACCGCCAACGCGCCCUGGGCCGACGUGCAGAUCACCUCCUCCCCCCAACACCAGCACCACCACGAAACCAACCUCUCCUCUUCCCCCUGCGAAUCCAAAUACCUCGCCCACCCAGAGACCUCCUCCUACAAUAACCAUCUCAAAUACCUCCAACUCUGCACCUCCGUCCUCCUCCUCCCCUCCUCCCUCAAAUGGACCACCUCGCACACGCACCUCCUCCAACCCACCGGCCCCGAGCAGAACUACCUCGAAGUCAGCGACGACUGGUCGGACGUCCGGGCGAAAAUCCGGCAUUUGCAGAGUUGGGAUACGUUGGGGGAGAGGAUUGCGAGGAAUGGUGCGAGGGCAUGGAGGGAGAGGUGGGCGACGCCUGCGGCGGAGGUUUGUGAGUGGAGGCGGUUGAUGAGGGGGUGGAGGGAGGGGAUGGGGUUUGAGGUGGAGUUUUAUGAUGAGGGGAGGGAGAGGGGGGUUUUGUGGGAGAGGUUUGUUUUGGAGAGGGUUGGUGGGGAGGGUUGA